Molecule: messenger RNA, 735 nt
Organism: Aureobasidium musti
Lineage: Eukaryota; Fungi; Ascomycota; Dothideomycetes; Dothideales; Saccotheciaceae
Source: the annotation of a GenBank genome assembly
AUGGCUGUCCCAGGACGUGAAGUCGAUUUGUCCACACUUGCCCGCCAUCUCGUCGAACACGGGCCCCAUAAGACGCUUCACACAGAGCGACGCGUGAGGAUCUUGAUCAACGGCGCUUGCAUCGCGGAUACACUCGGCACAAAAGGAGCUCUGUUCGUAUGGGAGCAUCCAUACUAUCCUCAACUCUACUUUCCCAAAAGUGCUCUGCUUGAACAUGUCCAAGGCUAUGACAUCAAGUACGAGCAGCAUCAAGAUGUCAAGGACUCAAACGAAAAGAUCAUUGCAAAUACGCUCAAGGUCAAGUGGCUCGAAGAAGACACUCCAAUAUUCGUGCACCCAAAAGACCCCUUCAAGCGCGUCGACAUCCUGCAGUCGGCACGCGGCAUAAAAGUCUCCCUCAAAGGCACCACAAUCGCAGAGACUAGUUCUUGCAUGCAGCUCUACGAGACCGGUCUUCCAGUCCGCUACUACAUGCCGCUAACCGCCAUCGACACUUCUGUCUUACGACCCAGUAGAACGACAACGCAGUGUCCAUACAAGGGUGAGGCUGAGUACUAUGAUGUAGUUGUUGAUGGCGAGACCUACAAGGAUAUCGUGUGGUUCUACACUAGACCUACGAUUGAGUGUGCUGCAAUCACUGGGUUGUGCUGUUUCUACAAUGAGAAAGUGGAUAUGAUGAUAAAAACCGGAGACGAGUGGCAGAAGAUGGAAAGAGCAAACUCCAUCUUCAGUUAA